GAAGUGGAAGUGCCAAAGAGGGAGGUAACGGGGCGGCCUGGGUUGUGGCGGUUCCCUGGUGAUUGCACGCUGGGGUUGAGGCGUCUGCCGACAUUCGGACGAUGCCGUGACGCGGCAUGGCGACACUGUUGGCUGUGUGAGCGCACCCUGUAGAGGGAGCCCUUCGGUCCUGGAGGCGGCGCGGCGUGGAGACAGGUUGCUGUUUGAGAGCGCUCCCUCGAAGCCCCUCAGCGAGUGGGGGAGGGGCGGCGGACGGCGAGCGGUCCCGGUCUGCGCUUGCGCCGGCGCCUCUGCCGACCCGGCCUGCACGCACGCGCAUGCCUGUAGCGCGCGGAGCCGCGGUGGCCGGCAGCACUACGCUUGCGCGGUGAGGAACCCGCUAAGGAGCGGCGCUGGCGGACGUCGGGCUGGCGGCCCGUGACGUCGUGAAGAGAGCUUUAAAGUGCGGGCCGGGCCGAGCGUCCGAGGGUCUGGUCUGGAGUCGGGCCGCGUCUCCACAGCAGCCCUCCGCGGCAUGAGGCGCUGCCGGCGCCCCUGCCCCCCGGGACGUGGAGAAGGUGGAGGAGGAAAAAGCCCCGUUGUCGUUGCAUGACCCGCCGCCCCUGAGGCCCGACCCCACGCCUGGACCCUCGACGCCCCCCCGCCGGGUCUCCAGCUCACGUAUGGGAGUUCGGCGCUAAGGACCCCCUUUCCCUCCGGGGUCCCCGGGGCGCGUCCCCCUAGAGCCAUGCCUGGCUGCCCCGCCCGCCCCGGAGGACCCUAGAGCAGCGUCGUGGGGGCCAUGGCGGCCGCCAGCGGCUACACGGACCUGCGUGAGAAGCUCAAGUCCAUGACGUCCCGGGACAACUACAAGGCCGGCAGCCGGGAGGCCGCCGCUGCAGCUGCCGCCGCCGUAGCCGCCGCGGCCGCGGCCGCCGCCGCCGCCGAACAUUACCCGGUGUCCGGGGCCAAGCGCAAGUAUCAGGAGGACUCGGACCCCGAGCGCAGCGACUACGAGGAGCAGCAGCUGCAGAAGGAGGAGGAGGCGCGCAAGGUGAAGAGCGGCAUCCGCCAGAUGCGCCUCUUCAGCCAGGACGAGUGCGCCAAGAUCGAGGCCCGCAUCGACGAGGUGGUGUCCCGCGCUGAGAAGGGCCUGUACAACGAGCACACGGUGGACCGGGCCCCACUGCGCAACAAGUACUUCUUUGGCGAAGGCUACACUUACGGCGCCCAGCUGCAGAAGCGCGGGCCCGGCCAGGAGCGCCUCUACCCGCCGGGCGACGUGGACGAGAUCCCCGAGUGGGUGCACCAGCUGGUGAUCCAAAAGCUGGUGGAGCACCGCGUCAUCCCCGAGGGCUUCGUCAACAGCGCCGUCAUCAACGACUACCAGCCCGGCGGCUGCAUCGUGUCUCACGUGGACCCCAUCCACAUCUUCGAGCGCCCCAUCGUGUCCGUGUCCUUCUUUAGCGAUUCUGCGCUGUGCUUCGGCUGCAAGUUCCAGUUCAAGCCUAUUCGGGUGUCGGAACCAGUGCUUUCCCUGCCGGUGCGCAGAGGGAGCGUGACUGUGCUCAGGUAACCCACCUGGGUGGAGGGGGCGGCCCUGCGCCUGCUGCCUUAACUACCCACCCUGGCCCAGAAAGCAGCAGCCCAGUAGGAGCAAGAGAAGGGUUCUGUGUUUAAAUACCUAUAGCAAGAAAAUAGGGCUCAGGGAACUGAUGUGGAAAUCCUGUGCCCGAAGGCAGGUUUGACAGGAUCACUGACUUGGCUGAGAAUUCAUUGAACGCCAUCUUUUCAAAAGGCUAAGACGUUUCCCUUUGAUUUCUCAGUUUUCCUUUCUGGCCUUCCAUUUCCAAAUCUAUACUUUUAAAAAAUGUUUUUUGAAUUUACUAUCUAAAAGUCUUUCUUGUUCUGUCAUUUUUGGUUUCCUUAACAGAAAAUGUUCAUGGAUUCCUUAACAGAGAAAAUAGUCACAGGCAAAGGCCCCAGAGAUUAUUUAAUUGAAGCACAUUCUCCAUUCCCAGGAAGGGGAGUGACUUCCCUGGAGUUGGACAAAUUAGUGGUUGGGCUAGGAAUAGAGAGCAGCACACUCUUAGAAUUCUUCCCGCUUGGCUGCAAAAGAGCCCAUCAGUUCUUCGUAAGAACGUGUUACCUGUAGUCAGGACUGAAUACAACAGAAUACAGCUGGUCUCUUGACUGUGUGUUUGGCCUUAUAGUUGCAUGAGCAACAGAACUUAGGCUUUUGGCCUAUAUUUGGUCCCACAUCCUACUGAGAAUUAGCUCAGUGCCCUGGCCCCCAGAGGAGGUUGCCAGUGGGAACACCUCUACUGUUUAUGUGAAGUGAAAACUUACUUGGAAGCUGCAUUCUCCAGUCCUGAAAAAGGUAAACCUAGUAAUAUAAUUCAGUAAUCCCCAAAACCUCUUAGGUCUAGCCUGCAGCUGUUUUCAGAGCAGCUUGGUUGACCACCACCAAAUACAGGGUGAGGGCCCAAUGGGCUUUUGUCGUGAGCAGCUCAGGUUCUGAAGUGAGUCAGCAGGGCCAAAGUCAUGAGGAGCAGCAGGAUCCCUGGAACCUUCUUCAUAUCAUAAGGGCAGGCCAUCUAUCUCAUUUGAGUCGAGCAGCUGAGGCUGCUUCCAUGUUGGGGAUGGCAGCAGAGCCUUGUGCUAAGACCUCCUGUCAGUAGUAGCAGAAGCGAUACUUUGGCUCCUUAGGCGU
This is a messenger RNA of Sapajus apella (tufted capuchin), 2692 nucleotides long. RefSeq names its product RNA demethylase ALKBH5. Bases 782 to 1555 code for a protein of 257 amino acids. Gene Ontology annotation, cellular component: nucleus. Lineage: Eukaryota; Metazoa; Chordata; Mammalia; Primates; Cebidae. Gene Ontology annotation, molecular function: oxidative RNA demethylase activity. The record is from RefSeq and is a predicted model, not a curated record. The transcript has a single exon. Gene Ontology annotation, biological process: mRNA processing; mRNA export from nucleus.